Dioscorea cayenensis subsp. rotundata (Guinea yam) is the source of this 762-nucleotide messenger RNA. RefSeq names its product putative germin-like protein 2-1. The record is from RefSeq and is a predicted model, not a curated record. Bases 4 to 651 code for a protein of 215 amino acids. Gene Ontology annotation, molecular function: manganese ion binding. Gene Ontology annotation, cellular component: cell wall. The transcript is spliced from 2 exons. NCBI's taxonomy places the organism in Eukaryota, Viridiplantae, Streptophyta, Magnoliopsida, Dioscoreales, Dioscoreaceae.
AAGAUGGCUUCCCAUGUCCUUCUUCUUGCUCUCUUAGCUUUCUCUUUCUCUUAUUCACUUGCUUCAGACCCUAGUCCUCUCCAAGACUUUUGUGUGGCAGACCUCAACUCUAAUGUGUUUUUCAAUGGCUUUGUUUGCAAGAAUCCAAAGCUCGUUACAGCCGAUGAUUUCACCGCACACGGCCUCAACAAACCAGGGAACACAUCAAACCCUCAAGGGUCAGCGGUGACACCAGUGUUUGUAGAACAACUUACUGGGUUGAACACUCUUGGAAUAUCACUGGCAAGACUUGAUUUCGCUCCUUAUGGUCUCAUUGUCCCUCAUUAUCAUCCCCGUGGCACCGAGAUCAUGACGGUGCUUGAAGGCGAGCUUUAUGUCGGCUUUGUCACCUCCGCUCCCGAUUUCAAGCUGUUCGCGAAGAUUGUGAAAAAAGGAGAUGUGUUUGUCUUCCCCAAAGGCCUUGUUCACUUCCAAUUCAAUUAUGGUGCCAAGAAAGCAGUGGCCAUUUCAGGCUUAGGGAGUCAAGAUCCUGGUGUGGUGCUUGUCCCUAAUACUGUUUUUGGUUCUAAUCCACCCAUUAAUGAUGGUAUUCUUGCUAAGGCCUUCCAAUUGGACAAGAAGAUCAUUGAUUAUCUUCAGUCUAAAUUCUAGUUAGCGAGCGAAUGCUGUCAUUCUUCAAUGGGAUUCAUUUAUUGUUGUGUUUGUUAUAGAUAUGUGUUUGUGAUUUCUGUAUUUGCUGAAUAUGUUUGUUUGUUCGAAAUG